AUGCAAUAUGGUAUUGUGACUGCUGGCUUGUACUUCGCAUCUCUCCAGACGAAAGCAAUAUUCAUACACCAAGCUAUCAUGCAAGCCUUCAGAAACCUCUUCAAGAACGACCUCGUCCUCGUAGGCACAAACCUCACCGUUGUAGCCGGCUUCGCGACAUAUCUUGGAUCUCGGGUGACGAAGAAGCUGGACCACAUGGAGGAGGAGCAGGAGGCGCGCAUGGACGAGAUAGAAGGAACACUACGCGGUCAUAUUGGACUAAUUGAGGACUCGCUGGACAGGAUCGAGGGAAAGCCGAAUGCUGGAAAGCAAGAGAAACUGUACAACCAGAGGACGAGGGACGAGAAGGGAGGUGGGAAGGGACAGGACAAGUAG
Messenger RNA from Alternaria infectoria, 375 nucleotides. RefSeq lists its product as uncharacterized. Bases 1 to 375 code for a protein of 124 amino acids. NCBI's taxonomy places the organism in Eukaryota, Fungi, Ascomycota, Dothideomycetes, Pleosporales, Pleosporaceae. The record is from RefSeq and is a predicted model, not a curated record. The transcript is spliced from 2 exons.